GCAACAGCUUUGUCCUGAUCGUCAUGUGUUUACAGAAAGGACGUUGCACGGUGCCAGAGCUCUACCUGGGGAGUCUCGCUGGGGCUGACCUGCUCCUCUUGGCUGGCCUCCCCUUCUGGGCCGUUAACAUUGCCCUACGCUACAAAUGGCCCUUUGGAGAGUUCCUGUGCCGUUAUGUCAACUCGGUGAUUUACAUGAACUUUUACAGUAGUGUCUAUUUCCUGGUGAUGGUCAGCAUCGACCGCUACCUCGCUCUUGUGAAAGUCCUACAUCACGGCAGAAUACGGACACUCUCAUGUGCUAAGGCCAACUGCUUCAUUAUCUGGAUGUUCAGCUUGCUGAUGAGUAGCCCCAGCAUCAUAUUCCGAAGAGUGAUCUAUGUGAAAGAAUUGAACAUGUCUGCCUGCCUACUCAAUUACCCUAAUAAUUACUGGGUAGUGAAGAUGGACAUUGUGAUGAUGGUCAUCGGCUUCCUCAUCCCUGCAGCCAUCAUCAGUUUCUGCACCUUUCAGAUCCUAAACGUCCUGAGAAACAACCAAAUGCAACGCUUCAAGCAAGUGUGCAAAGAAAACAAGGCCACCAACUUGGUCCUCGCUGUCCUUUUGGUCUUUGUCAUUUGCUGGCUGCCUUUUCAAUUGUUCCGGUUCCUCAGGAUCUUUCAGUUUACAAACAUCCUGCAGGGCUGCUCCUUAACAAGUGCAAUUAGUAAUGGCAAUCAGAUUGCUAGCUUCUUGGCCUGUACCAACAGCUGCAUCAACCCUGUGCUCUAUGUCCUUGUUGGAAAGCAGUUCAGGAAGAAAGCACGGGAGCUGUGGGUCCGAGCCAGGGGCAAGUCAUUAAAGACUUUUGGUGACUCCCUCGCAAACCGUACCACAUCAACAGAGAGUUAACAUCUUGAUAGGAGUAGAGAUGAAGCCACCUCUCCAACCAUGAUCCUGUCGUCUCACAUUAGCUGUGAUUGUUGUGUUUUCUUUCUUUCUGCAAGUGACAGGGUAGGCUGUUGCAAAAUGCAUGUAAAUUUUGUAAAUUAUUUCAAGGAAGGAAUGGAAUGUAUUAGAUAUCAGUCAGUUCCCAGGUCUGUCCCUGAUCACUUUCUCGAUAGUUGCUUUAAACUAGGGAACCAGCAGACAAAUGUGGCAAUAUCCAAGGCCCCUGGAGGAUAAGGAAGAAAUUUGUGAAGGAGCUGUGUGGGUCCUGGUUGUUGAUUGUCUGCAGGGCUCCAGCUGAGGACAAGGUCAAGAUCAGCCACUAUGCCAAGCACAAUACUUAACUCCACCUUUUGAGCCCCACUCACACUUUGAGAAUAAAUUGGACGGCCAAUGGUGUCAAAAAAAAACAAGCUGUUUAACAACUUCCAGAAGUAGGAAAACGGCAUUGUUUCGGAGUGGAUUUUUCAUUCAGAUUGUAUUAUUGAAACAGAGAAAUCCAGAUUGCAAUGUAAAUGAAUUAACCGUACUCUCACUGUGGAAAGAGGAACUGGAGGAAGUCUCAGAGUCAGUUAAUUGAAUCAUGGAAUUAUACAGCCAUUGAGGGAGGCUAUUCAGCCCUCAUGGUUUGAUGGGUGUUUGGCUGAGUGAGUGAAUUAGUCCCAGUCCCUUCACUAUCCCCAUAGGCCAUCAAACUGUAACUAUUUGCUGUACAAUCUGGUGAGAAAAUCCCAUAUGGGAUAAGCCCUUUAGGACUGAGCUGAAUAGAAAUAUCUUCACUCAGAGUGGUGGACCUGUAGAAUUCCCUGCUACAGAAAGCAACUGCAGCACAAAACAUUGAAUGUUUUCAAGAAGGAGUUAGAUCUAUUUCUUAGGAUUGAACGGGAUGGAGAGAAAGCAGGAGCUAUGCAAAUUCUCUGGAAUUGUCACAAGGCAGUUUAACAUGGGCCUGGAAAAAGCCAAUUUUGCAGGAUAGUGAAGAUCGUGUGUAACUAAUUGGAUAGCAUAGAGACCUGUUGUAGUUCAGUAGUAGUGUCCCUGACCCUAGACCUGGAGGCCUGUGUUAAAACCCCAACUGAUUAGAAAAGUAGGUUAAAUAAAAAACAAUCAUAUAGCUCUUUCAAAAAGCUAGCACAGGCAGGAGAGGGUACAUGGCUUCAUGAUUUUAUCUCUUUAAGGAUAGAAAGAAACAUCAAGAUGUAUUUGAAAUAUUGCAAACCACGUGCAAGGUUGAUAAACAGGGAAACAGAAACAGGUAACAUGGGAGCAUUACAGCUCAGGUAUUAGAACGAGGCUCCACGCAGUUUAACAAUGCAAUGUUUUCUCAAGAACGUUCUGGAUGGCUGGUUACACGUGUGUCAAGGAUUCAACGCAAACAAUUUGCAGUUAUGUAGUAUCUAUGGCAUGGUGCAACAGGAGUAAUCCUGUGUUCAUGUGACGUUGAGUUGAUGUAAUGCUGUUUGAUCUCAUAACUAAUAAAAUGUCAACUUGUUUAGGGUAACAUUAAUCCUGGAUCUUAUGAUAUUAUGUGUGUUAUUAUGGGUGUGACAAUAAAUGAAUGAUACUUCAUAUUUA
Rhincodon typus (whale shark) is the source of this 2501-nucleotide messenger RNA. RefSeq names its product B2 bradykinin receptor-like. The record is from RefSeq and is a predicted model, not a curated record. The transcript has a single exon. Gene Ontology annotation, cellular component: membrane. Gene Ontology annotation, biological process: neutrophil chemotaxis; immune response; vasoconstriction. Gene Ontology annotation, molecular function: bradykinin receptor activity. Lineage: Eukaryota; Metazoa; Chordata; Chondrichthyes; Orectolobiformes; Rhincodontidae. The coding region runs from base 24 to 890 and encodes 288 amino acids.